UUGCGGGCGGUGACUAUUGCCGGACGGCGGACCAUUCGGCUGCAAUUCCGUUCUGGGCCCGACUUUGAUGGCCUAAUUGGGGUUGUGGAGGAGACCAAAGGACAAUUUGGUGUGUUGAGGAAACUGAACCACAAGUUUGCUGAGAUUAUCCUGGGCACGGUAUUGCAGCUAAUUAUAGGGUCGCCGACGAUGCUUCCGGCGGUGGAUGUGCAAAGCUGGUUGCGCGUCGGUGGGGCUGUGGCUGUUAAGGGCGAAGAUGAAGUAACCGAGAAAGAGAAAAACGACGAAAAUGAAUUUACCGAUGAACAGAAAAAGGACGAGCAAGAUGACAGUUGA
Messenger RNA from Striga asiatica, 336 nucleotides. The record is from the annotation of a GenBank genome assembly. Lineage: Eukaryota; Viridiplantae; Streptophyta; Magnoliopsida; Lamiales; Orobanchaceae.